Molecule: messenger RNA, 2959 nt
Organism: Silurus meridionalis
Lineage: Eukaryota; Metazoa; Chordata; Actinopteri; Siluriformes; Siluridae
Gene: antxr1b
Product: ANTXR cell adhesion molecule 1b
Exons: 18
Coding region: 149-2023 (624 amino acids)
Cellular component (GO): membrane
Molecular function (GO): signaling receptor activity
Source: RefSeq, a predicted model, not a curated record
CUCUCUCUCCUCCCCGUCCUUCAUAAACUCUUCAGGCUUUACGAGGAGCUGCAAGAGGAAUCAAACACACACACAUGUCCUCUCUCAGAGCUGCACUCAUUAUUUAUUAGCUCACCGUGCUUAUCUCUGUUUUCUCCACUCUGGAAUAAUGUGUGUGUGUUGUGUGAAUGUGUGUGUGUUGAUGUUUGCAUUGAUUGCCAGCAGUUCUGGCCAGAGUUACGGACCCUCGUGUUACGGUGGAUUUGACCUCUACUUCGUUCUGGAUAAGUCUGGAAGUGUUCAGCAUCACUGGAAUGAGAUUUAUUACUUUGUGGAACAUCUGGCACACAAAUUUAUCAGUCCUAAGCUUCGGAUGUCCUUCAUCGUUUUUUCGACAGAGGGCAGAACCCUGAUGAAGCUCACAGAAGACAGGGAUCAGAUACGAGCAGGUUUGGAGGAACUACAGAGAGUUUUACCAGGUGGAGACACUUUCAUGCACAAAGGCUUUGAGAGGGCGAGUGAGCAGAUCUAUUACGCGAGUGGUGAUGGUUAUCGAAUAGCGAGUGUUAUCAUCGCACUGACGGAUGGCGAGUUACGCGAGACUCAGUUUGAUUUGGCAGUGAGAGAGGCUGGACGCUCACGCCAACUCGGAGCCACGGUGUACUGCGUUGGAGUUAAGGACUUCAAUGAAACUCAGCUGGCUACAAUCACAGGCAGCGAUGAUCGUGUUUUUCCUGUGAAUGAUGGAUUUGAGGCGCUACAAGACAUUAUCGACUCAAUCCUGAAGAGGUCAUGCAUAGAAAUACUGUCUGUUGAACCAUCAACUAUAUGUGCAGGAGAAUCGUUUCAGGUGGUGGUGAGAGGGAAUGGUUUCCUGCAUGCGAGAGAUGAGAGAAGAGUGUUGUGCAGUUUUCGCAUCAAUGACACCUUCACUAUUAUGAAGAGGCCUCUGGCUGUGGAGGACACCUAUUUGCUUUGUCCAGCUCCUGUGCUGAUGGAGGAGGGACGUAAAUCUGCUUUUCUCUUCGUCAGUCUGAAUGACGGGAUAAGUUUUAUCUCCAGCUCAAUCAGUAUCUCCGCACGCGGCUGUAUGGACGGCACAGUGUUAGCCAUAGCUCUACUCAUCCUGUUACUGUUGGUGAUUCUGAGCCUGAUUUGGUGGUUCUGGCCGCUCUGCUGCACCGUGGUUAUCCAUGAACCGCCUCCACCUGUAAUAGAGGAGAGCUCGGAUGAAGAGGACGAUGACGGCUACCUGAAGAAAAAAUGGCCGACGGUAGAUGCAUCCUAUUAUGGAGGAAGAGGGGUAGGAGGCAUAAAACGUAUGGAGGUGCGGUGGGGGGAUAAGGGUUCAACAGAAGAGGGGGCAAAGCUGGAGAAAGCAAAGAAUGCCAGAGUGACAAUGCCUGAUGUGGAGUAUGAGUUUGAGUUUUCUUCCCGCACUCUCAACAACGGCACCCGCAAACCCAUCUCCCCUCCCAAAUGGUACACACCUAUUAAGGGAAAGCUGGACGCUCUUUUUGUGUGGCUACGGAGAGGAUACGAUCGUGUUUCUUUGAUGAGACCUAAACCUGGAGAGAAGGGUCGCUGUAUGAACUUCACCAGGGUGAAAUCAUACCCUCCUCCUCGUUAUCCACACAACAAUGCCGCCAGGAACAAGGACAGCACAGGACACAUCUACAGUUUGCCCCUCAAUUCCACCCCGCCCGCCCCAAAAUGCCAACUGCCUCCCACCCCAAGCUGUAUAUACUCUGUUAACUCUUCCUACCCCGAUCACUUUUCCUACCCCUCCUUCCCUUCUCACUCCCCGACCUCCUCUCUUCCUCCUCUCCCCUCCACUCCACCCCCUUCUACCACCACCCCACCUCCAUACUCUCCUCCACCCACUAGAUCCCCACCAUCCCUCUUGGCCCCACCCCCUUCUCCUCCUCCAGGUUUUCAAACUACAGAUACAAUGCCAACUUCCUUUCUGGCUCCACCUCCUUACUCAUCUCCAUCCAUGCGAGUCCCUCCUCCAUCCCGCCCACCACCACACCCCUCUAUCUAAAAAGGAGCUAAUAAAGUGAGGCAGAAAAUUGCGACCUGCGCUUCUUUCCUGUUUCUAACCUGCGAUGACGUCAUCGCAUGAGUGGAGCUUUUUAAACAACUUCAUCCACCAGUUUGAGAAAAAAACUGCAGCAAUGCAUUCUAGGUGCGUUAUGCAUAGGCAUGCAACUCGAUCUAAUAACCAAACACGGAUAAAGUGUAAAUGGGAAGAUUUUUGGAACCAUGAGAUUUUUUUACUCGCUUCCAAUCUCGAUCUGAUCCCUUCUGCAUGAUCGUCAUGUCUCUGGAAGUGUGGAACAGGGUGUGGCUUGGAACAAGGGAAUGUAGAACAUUUCUAAUCAAGCACAUUGAUGGAACGUUGGAUACUGACUGCCAGAUAACGAUGUCAUGGUGUUACAGCAGCUGACCAAUCAGCAGCUUCGCUUGAACUCAUAAUGCUUGAACUUCAUUCUUUAUUAUUUUCAAGUUAUUUUCCUCACACUUCUUUUUGCCAUUCUUUCAGCACAGCCUUGUUUUUCCUUCUUUAUUCACCAACUUCUCCUAGCGUUUUUCCUUUCCUUUUCUUCACUUUCCAUUGAAUCCUGGGUUAUGCAAUAUAAUCCUUGUAUUUUUCUGUACUUUCCAUUCCAUCAUUUCCUCUUUCACCUUUCUUCUUAUGGUAGUCUUUACAUUUUUUUCUAUUUUGCUUUCUGAUAAGAGCAACAACACUCUUUCCAAAUCCCUUAGGCGCUUGAGAAAUCACAGCCUCAGCUUUUUACCUUUUUUUCUACAAUUGUUUGCACAAAAGAUUGCUUUUAAGUAAUGUUCAUCGCAGAGAAUGAGGUCACGCUGAACGGCUUUGGGUGUUAAUUUUGUAUAUAAUGGAGACUUGACGUGUGUAUAUACAGCAGUAUCAGUCUUUUAGACAGAAACGCAAUAAACGUUGGCAAGUUUUGCU